Messenger RNA from Suillus subaureus, 3108 nucleotides. RefSeq names its product kinase-like domain-containing protein. The transcript is spliced from 5 exons. Gene Ontology annotation, molecular function: ATP binding; protein serine/threonine kinase activity. Gene Ontology annotation, biological process: protein phosphorylation; intracellular signal transduction. The coding region runs from base 1 to 3108 and encodes 1035 amino acids. Lineage: Eukaryota; Fungi; Basidiomycota; Agaricomycetes; Boletales; Suillaceae. The record is from RefSeq and is a predicted model, not a curated record. Gene Ontology annotation, cellular component: cytoplasm; nucleus.
AUGCACAACGACUCUCACAACAAUCACCAGACAAACGGACAUACUAUCCACCAGACAAAUGGUCACUUUCACCCACCACCACCUUCCCAAUCUCAUAAAUCGGCAGCUUCCUCUCAACCAAAGGAGACAGUUUCUGUCAUUGGUAUACCCUCUGUUUCUAUACAGAAUGGAAAACUCCAAGUCGGAGACUCUCGUUCCAGUUCACAUCGCUCGUAUACACCAAUCAAGACCCUGGGCGACGGUUCUUUUGGAACAGUCUUGCUGUGUGAUUGGCAUGGGACGCUACCGCCCAAUACACCACUCUCUCCUAUGCAAUGCGGUGGCGGCGCUAGACCAGAAUGGGCCGGAAAGCGUCUUGUCGCCGUCAAGAGGAUGAAAAAGAAGUGGGAAGGGGGUUGGGAUGAAUGUAAAAGGCUAAAGGAGCUUGAAUCAUUACGCGCAAUACCAUUUCACCCUUGCAUUAUUCCACUCUAUGAUUUCUUUCUCCUCCCCGAUACUAAGGAGCUCUAUUUCGUCUUCGAAUCCAUGGAAGGGAAUUUAUAUCAUCUGAUAAAGGCGCGAAAAGGCCGUACUCUUGCUGGUGGCCUUGUUGCUUCUAUUUUUCGCCAGAUCGUUUCGGGUUUACACCACAUUCAUUCUUCGGGUUAUUUCCAUCGUGAUAUGAAGCCCGAGAAUGUUCUCGUUACAACAACGGGUCUCUUCGAAUAUCGUUCACUAUCUCCGGUAGUCCCUCCCAAUGCACCUACGGAGAAGGAUGUCGUCGCGAUCAUCAAGUUAGCCGAUUUUGGGCUUGCGAGGGAGACGCUCAGUCCACCGCCAUACACGGAAUACGUCUCAACCCGUUGGUAUCGAGCUCCAGAGGUGUUGCUUCUCAGUCGAGAUUACUCGAAUCCAGUGGAUAUGUGGGCUCUUGGUACGAUCAUGGCUGAGUUAGUCAACCUUCGACCGUUAUUUCCAGGAUCCGGCCAAAUAGACCAAAUACAUCGCAUAUGCGAGGUUCUCGGGGAUCCUGCAGACCAUGGAACAGAUGUCCGCGGUAGAUCCCUCGGUGGUGGCAAAUGGAGCAGAGGACUCAAGAUGGCGAAACAAUUUAAUUUCACUUUUCCAAAGAGCACUCCUCGGGACUUCUCUUCAUAUUUCGACCGCAGUAUCCCUCGCAAACUUAUUGAUUGUAUAUCGGACUUACUAAAGUAUGAUCCUGAUAGUCGUCUUACGAGUCGACAGUGUCUCGAACACCCAUACCUUAUUGAGGCUCUACCAGGGAAUGUCCCCCCAAUGCCUCCUGCUCUUCACACACAGACUCUGCCACCAACGCCAUCGAGAUCAGUUUCGAACGGCAUAUAUCAUAUUACUCCCUCUGCUUCACCACGCAGCAUUCCUCCAUCACAUUCACAUCACUCCGUCCCGAAAUCACCCUACCAUCAACCCCCAAGCCUGCACCCGUCACAUAUACCCGAUGCUUCCUCCUCCCAUCGCUCCGCAUUCGUCCCUUCCUUCGUUACGUCAACUAUUCACACACCUACCUCACAUAAAACGGCAGAAUAUGCCGUUGAUCCACGCAUACAUUCGCAUUCGCAUUACUCGGACAUUCCAGAAGAAGUACGCGCUCAAGGAGGCGCGUCCUCUCCAUGGGCUAGUCACGCACGGAGUGACUCCGAUCAGAUGGAGGUAUCCUCUCCACAGGCAGAGACCCUUCUCGAUGCUUACCACGCUGGCUAUCCGAUGGAAGUACAAUCUUCACCGAUGGUACCGGAGUACCAGACUCGUCCCCGCGUCGAACCCGACCAUCCGAUGCCUGCCCACGAUGCCACUCAAUCGCCGAGCAUCAAACUCAGCAGCAAGCUGCACUUCAGCCUUGGCAAGAAGCCCUCUAAAUGGGGUCUUUCCAUGUUUGGACACGGAGAGAAGGUCCAUCAGCAACUUCCUCCCGUCGACGAAGUACCGGGUGCGUCUUCCAACUCAACGCCGUCGCUCAAGCGUACACAAUCUACGAGCUCGGAUAGUCCGUCAUUGGCAGAGUUACAGCCUAUGAACGGCUCAGCUCGUAAAAAUGCCAAAGCUAUCAAGAAGGAGGCCGAGCGACAAUUGCGCGAAGCGGAAAAGCAGCGCCGCGCAAUGGCAGAACGGACGCAGAGGGAGCAGGCUCGUGCGGUCAUGCAAAAGCGCAGCCAGAUGUAUAUGCAAACUACUUCGCGGAACGAGUUGGAGUGGAUGUGGCAAACGCAUGCCAGUUUGCUAAAUUCCCAUCAGCGAGGAACGCCCUUCGACGAGAUGGAGAAGAGCAAGGUGUCUGCUUCUGGUCCUAUUCGACAGAAGGAGACCCAAGGGAGUGCGAAGGUGUCAUCUCCGACGUUGAACGCUGCUUCAGGUCGAUAUAUCAACCCUAUUGACGGCACGCUGGCUCCCAAUGACCGAUGGGGGUUACGUGAUGAGCGUUUGUCCAAAGUUCGACGAAGAGACUUUGAUGACGAUCAUUCCAUGUCUUCAUCAGACGUUCACAGCUUAAGCCGAAUGUCUGCCAUCUCGUUCGCUACAGUCGAUAGUGACCCUGGCCCGUCACGGACACGAAGACCAACGCUGUAUGGAAUCAACCGAAUGACGUCCGCUUCCUCACUACGCACGGGCACGACGUCCUUUGAUGAUUUCCCCACUUCUGCUCGGUCAUCGAACUCAAUCUCUCUGGACCACCAGUUCAACGACUUCUGCAUACGUGCCUCUGUUGAUACCACAUCUUCUGCAUCAGGAGCUUCCUCACCUCCGCCUCUAAAUCUCCUUUCUCUAUCACCAUCACCACGGCCGUGGAUCCGUACUGAUUCUACCAGUCCACAACACUCGUCAUAUAUGGUUCCUCCGAUGAUAAGAUAUCCUUCGUCUUCUCAUAAGUCAUAUGAAUGUAACGGGCAGUUGUAUGGUCACCCUCCAAGUCCAGGGAUAGACCCUCAAUCUGUCAUAAAUCCGAUAUUCAAAGUGACUCCAUUACCAACAUCGCCCAGUGAUCAUUUAUCAUCACCACAUUCUCUCCCCCCAUUUUCUCAACUGGAGGCAGUUGCAGAAGGGGAAUAUCCUCCAUUAUCGCCCAUGUCCUUCCAUUCGCCGGAAGAUGACUGA